AUAAAUUCAGAAGAGCUCGCUUCUUGAAGGAAAAAAUACCGUUAUUCAGGCUGAAAGUGUUGUCUUCUCGCCGAGCUAUGUCCACAUGACAUUAUAUACUCAACGUAAAAACAGACUUUGCUUUGAAAUGUGCAGGACGUAAUAGACGCAGGCGCAAACAUAAAAGCGACACCGCUAUCACAGCCACAACAAUGCACUUGUCCUUAGUUUGCCUCGCCAAGCCUGUUCUUCACGGAUACUUCAGAAGCUCCUGUUCCUGGAGGGUUCGCAUUGCUUUUGCUCUCAAAGGUAUUGAAUAUGACCAAGUUCCAGUCAAUCUAAUCAAGGAUGGAGGUCAGCAGUCCCACCAAAGUUCUCUUGUGCUCAAGCUGGCUGACGAGUACAAGGCUUUAAACCCCAUGAUGCAAGUACCUGCAGUUGAAAUUGAUGGCAUCACCCUGUCUCAGUCACUGGCGGUGAUCCAGUACAUCGACGAGACCAGGCCAGGGCCUCGACUUCUGCCCACAGAUCCAAAGAAACGCGCCCAGGUUCGGAUGAUAAGUGAUGUCAUUGCCUCUGGGAUCCAGCCUCUGCAGAAUUUGUACGUGAUUCAAAAAAUAGGAGCAGAAAAGGUGCAGUGGGCUCAGCACUUCAUCAAUCGUGGCUUUCAAGCUCUUGAGCCCAUUCUGAAGCAAACAGCAGGGAAAUAUUGUGUAGGGGAUGAAAUAUCCAUGGCAGACAUCUGUCUGGUCCCACAGGUCUACAAUGCAGAGAGGUUCAAAGUGGAUGUCGGGCAGUAUCCAACUAUUAAAAGGUUAAAUCAAACCUUAGUUGAGAUGGAAGCUUUCAAAGUGAGCAGCCCGUCUUGUCAGCCGGACACACCUGCUGAUCUGCGUGCAUAGAAUAACAACUCUGCAGCUUUAAAAGGCAGCCAUGCAAUUUUGUAAAUUGUUGAAUAAAAAAACUUUGAAAAUAA
Molecule: messenger RNA, 955 nt
Organism: Centropristis striata (black sea bass)
Lineage: Eukaryota; Metazoa; Chordata; Actinopteri; Perciformes; Serranidae
Gene: gstz1
Product: glutathione S-transferase zeta 1
Exons: 9
Coding region: 192-881 (229 amino acids)
Biological process (GO): L-phenylalanine catabolic process; glutathione metabolic process
Cellular component (GO): mitochondrion; cytoplasm
Molecular function (GO): glutathione transferase activity; maleylacetoacetate isomerase activity
Source: RefSeq, a predicted model, not a curated record